This is a messenger RNA of Phytomonas sp. Hart1, 1605 nucleotides long. The record is from the annotation of a GenBank genome assembly. NCBI's taxonomy places the organism in Eukaryota, Euglenozoa, Kinetoplastea, Trypanosomatida, Trypanosomatidae.
AUGACAAGUCUGGUCCGUCCGCACCAAACUCCUCUGAUGUUUUGGUUAUUGUUCUGCUUGUGUCUUUGGAACACCUUCGUCAAUUACGGUGGCGCCGAUGAGGUGGUGAUCAACGAAGAUAACAUUAUCCGAGAAGCACGUUUUACCGUGCCGGACGCGAUCAAAAUUUUAAACGAUACGAACUUUGAUGAGUUGGUCUUUCCCUCGAGGUUGAAUACGACGGAGGCUGCCAGCCCAAAGGGGUCGCCGCGGUCGUGGUUUAUUUUUAUCUACUCCCCGUGGUGCGACCUUUGCAAAGGCAUGCUCCCGCACUUUCUCGACGCGGGGAUAAGUUUAACUCAAGAUGACGCCUCAGGGGCACACGCCCAGAUGGCCCUUCUCAACGCCUACACCAGCCCCAAGCUUCGCGGACGCUUAAAGAUCAAGUACUAUCCCACACUGCUCUACACCACAGGCGAACCCCCCUACUGGGGUGAAUUCCACGGCUCCCACACCCUAGAAAGCUUCCGAAGCUUCGCCAAGUCCUUACAGACCUCUGUGAACACCGGCGCCUUUAUGGAGACCAUCACAGACGUCGCGCGCUUUGCGCGCGAGACCCGCAAGGAUGGUCGGGUGCCCAUUUUGGUUGUCCUCCCGACAGACCCCCGCGGGGGGCCGGUGAACCUGACGGAUUCCCCCUGGGCCAUCGCCAUUAAAGCCGCCUUCACCCUUGCCAACACGCGAUUUGGGCUGCUCGCGGCGGACGCGAUGGGGGAAGAAGGGGCAACGGCGAAUCGCGAAGUCGUUGAGGCCGCAAAGGCCUGCGGUGGGACCGGGGCGGUGGUGGUGUCCUUCACCGAUCGCGUUCGCGGGCCGCGGUGCUACGCGGGGCCGUGGUUGGACCCCCUUCUCGCCCCCCCCUUCAUCAGCGCCGGGCUGACGGCCUUCCUCCUCCAGCACGGCUUCCAUGCCGUGGAGGAGCUGAACGGGGCGCUGGUGGAGACCCUUGUCACAGGCCAGACGGGCCUGCUGGGGAUCCUCUUCACCAAUGGGACGCUCGGCCAAGACGACCGGGACUACCUCCCGGUCCUCCGGGCGAUCACCCAGCGGUGGAAUGAGGAGUGGGAAGCAAAGGGCCUCCCGCUCGAGGAGGCGUGGCGCGCGCCGAGGGUGACUUGGGCCCAGGUCGAUGGCAGCACCUACGAUCACUGGCUGACGCGGUAUCAGGUCGCGCCGGAGGAGAUGCCAGCGCUGCUGAUUCUCGAUCCCGUUCGAACACGGCUGUAUCGAGUCCGUACCCGCGUUCCCGAUCUCGAGGCGAUUAAACUUCAAACGCCGUGGGAAAUCGGGGGUGUGCAGGAACGUCUACUAGAACAAUUCAUCCGUGAUGUAGUCGCCGGUAAGUACUACGGCGAGAAGCUUUCCGCGGCCACCGCGCUCGCGGAGCGGCUUUCCUAUGUACCUGGUCUCGAACAGGUCUACCGCCUGCUCGGCUACGAUGACUUUGUGUUUGUAUUUGUGAUCUCCUGUGUGGGGUUCUUUAUGUUUCUGUUGUUCAUGGCUCUCGUUGUUGAGCCACUUGCCACAAGACUGCUAGACAACCCAAAGAAACUGAAGACGGACUAA